Messenger RNA from Laetiporus sulphureus 93-53, 1860 nucleotides. RefSeq names its product FAD/NAD(P)-binding domain-containing protein. The transcript is spliced from 6 exons. Gene Ontology annotation, molecular function: FAD binding. The coding region runs from base 1 to 1860 and encodes 619 amino acids. The record is from RefSeq and is a predicted model, not a curated record. NCBI's taxonomy places the organism in Eukaryota, Fungi, Basidiomycota, Agaricomycetes, Polyporales, Laetiporaceae.
AUGUCGAUUCACUCAUUUCCUGACACUGUGGAUGUCCUGAUCAUUGGAGGUGGUCCUACCUCGCUCAUCACGACGUCCGUUCUCCUUAAGAACGGCGUCAAGGUACUCGCAGUCGAACAAUAUGACCGAGCUCAACAGGCUCUCUACGGUCGAGCAUGCGUACUUUACUCUCGAUCACUUGAGCUCCUCGACAUGAAUGGUCUGUACGAGACCAUAGCUGACACAGGCUUCAUCACGAGGAGUGCAGUAACAGUCAAGGAAGGACAAGUCGUGCCAAUGAGGGGCUGGCAUUUCGUCCAGGAGGAGAUAGAUGGAAACACGUUCUUCGACUUCUGCCUGAACAUUCGUCAAAAAUAUGUCGAGGAUGGCGUCGGCGGAGCUGUCAAAGCUCUUGAUCCAAAUGCGUUCCGAUCCCCUGUGAAACUGAUCGAUUACGUUCUCGACAAGUCAUCUGACUAUCCCGUGACCGCGACACUGGAAUUGAAAGAUGGCGAGCGUGUUCAAGUCCGCAGCAAGUGGCUCGUAGGAGCCGAUGGAGGGCGAUCGACUAUCCGAUCUUUGAGCAACAUUGCCUUCCCUGGUAUACAGUCGCCUCAUAAAUGGGUGCGUCUUGACGCUAUUGUCAAGACCGACUUACCGGGCGCCAGGAGGACCGCUGUCGCGAUUGAAAACAAGGUUUACGGCAAUGUUCUGUGGCUACCGGUCGACAACGGACGCACGCGGAUCGGUUUUGUCAUCAAUGACGAGAUCUAUGGCACAGACGGCAAAGGAGUGACAGCCGAGAUUAUCAUGGAGGAAGCAAAGAAGGCGUUAGCGCCGAACAAGCUCGAGUUUGUUCAGUUGGAUUGGUGGACAGUGUACGCGAUUGGCCAGAGAGUCGCGGAGACAUACAGGAAGGGCCCUGUGAUUCUGGCUGGAGAUGCGGCGCACACGCACUCGUCUGGAGCGGCGCAGGGCAUGAACACCGGUAUUCACGAUGCUACUAACUUGGCGUGGAAACUGUCAGGCGUCGUGAACGGGUGGUACAAGGAGGAGGUCCUUGACACGUACGAAGCGGAACGUCGCGCGUCGGCACAACAUCUCAUCGAGCUGGACCGAGAUGUGUCUUCCCUGAUUUCAGGCAAGAUCCCAGAUCACUUCCAUGCCCCUCCAGAUGCGGACUUCAAUGAUUAUCUGGAUCUUGUGUUCCGGGAAAGCGCAGGGUUCACCGUCGGAUUGGGCAUCUCCUAUCCGGAGAACUUGCUCAAUCUGGCUAGCCCGUCCAACAAGCCUUAUUCGAGUGUCACCGUGGGACACCGUGCCCCGGAUGCACCAGUGUUCCGCCCCGGCCACGGAUUACCUCAGCGACUGCAGGAGCUCGCUGCUUCCUCCAGUCGCCGGUUCACCCUCCUCAUUUUCGCGGGCAAGACGCAUCCAGUCGACAGCGGUGCACGAUUGGACGAGGCAAGCGCAGAGAAAUACCGCAAGCUCCGCGAGUACAUCGAUUCUGUAGAAUCCUUCACCCGAAACCUCGCGGAUGUCUUCCAGAGCUUGACGAUCUUGCGCGGGGAGGGCGCGCUGCAACCUGCAGAGACCCUUGGCGUAUCACCCCUCGGGAAGGUUGUCUACGACCAGACAGGCGAAGCGUACAGCAGGUACGGCGUAGAUCCCGCCGAGGGCGCCAUCGUGGUCCUUCGUCCGGAUGAGAUCGUUGGUUUCGUUGCGCCUGUGACAGGUUGGGACGGCCUUGCGCAGUAUUUCGGUCGCUUUGUGCAGUCUGUCAACAGACGAGCGGAAACUGCGCAGCAGGAGUUCAAGCAUGCCGUCGGGGAGCUCUCCGUGGAGGGACAGGAGGAAUCUACGAAGCAUUCGUCGCUUUGA